Molecule: messenger RNA, 1681 nt
Organism: Dipodomys spectabilis (banner-tailed kangaroo rat)
Lineage: Eukaryota; Metazoa; Chordata; Mammalia; Rodentia; Heteromyidae
Gene: Pglyrp2
Product: peptidoglycan recognition protein 2
Exons: 5
Coding region: 63-1601 (512 amino acids)
Biological process (GO): defense response to Gram-positive bacterium; peptidoglycan catabolic process; detection of bacterium
Molecular function (GO): peptidoglycan immune receptor activity; N-acetylmuramoyl-L-alanine amidase activity; peptidoglycan binding
Source: RefSeq, a predicted model, not a curated record
CCUCCCGGCUGUCUCUUUCCAGCCCGCCCAGCGCUGUCCACCAAGGCCGGCUGGAGCUCAGCAUGGCUGGGGGCGGCCUCUGCUUCCUGCUCGUCCUACUGCUCGUCCUACGGCUAGGUGGAAGCGCAGAUUCUCUGCCUCUGCUCAUGGACUCUAUCAUCCAGGCUGUGGCCGAGCUGGAGCAGAAGGAGCUGGAAGGAGGCCCAGCUGCCUCUGUCCGGGUGCUGCUGUCUGCGGGGUCCCCCGGCGGCCUCCCCCCGUUCCUGCAGGACUCUGUGAGCCCCGGGGCUUCCCCGCUCCACCCGGACCCUCUGGGGGCCGAGCUGCGCGCCCUGGUGGACCGAGUGGCCCAGCACGAGGUUCGGGGCAGGCAGGAGCGCGGGGUGCUGCUGGCCCCCGACGGCUCCACCGUGGCCCUGAGGCCUCUGCUCUUGGGGCUGGAGGCCGGGCAGCAGGGGCGCAGGGCUGUGCCUUUGGGGGACGGCCUCAGGCUCCCGGGGGACACCGGAGGAGACACCCUGGCGGGAUUCAGGAAUGACUCUGCCAAUGUCACCUGGCUGGGGGAGCGAGCCGAGCCCCCCGCCGCCGUGGACAGCCUCCUGGCCGCCGCCCUGGCCACGGAGCUGGGCCUGGCUUUCCUCCACCCGAGCCCCACCCCGAGCCCGCCCGGCCUGGGCUCUGAGGGCUGCUGGGACCAGCUUUCCUCCCCCCAGAACUUCACGCUGCUCGACCCCCCCACGGCCCCCCUCACCAUGGCCUUCCUCAACGGGGCUCUGGAUGGGGUGCUCCUCGGGGAUCACCUGAGCCGCCUCCCGCCGCCCCGGCCCCGGCUCAGCCUCCUGUUGGGACAGUACUAUGGGGCUGGCGUGGACGGAGACCCGGCCUUCCGCAGCAACUUCCGGCGGCAGAGAGGGGCGGCUCUGAUUUCAGCCCCCAACCUGGCCCAGCAGGUGUGGGGGGCCCUAGUUCUGCUGCAAAGCCUGGAGCCCCAACACCCCCAGCUACACAACAAGAGCCGAGAGCAGCUGGCCCAGGUGGCCAGCUAUGCUUCCCAAGAGUUCACCGAGGCCUUCCUAGGGUGCCCGGCCAUCCACCCCCGCUGCCGCUGGGGCGCCGCGCCGUACCGGGGCCGCCCGACGCCGCUGCAGCUGCCGCUCGAGUUCCUCUUCGUGCAUCACACGUUCGAGCCCGCGCAGCCCUGCGCCAGCUUCGCGCGCUGCGCCGCCAGCCUGCGCGCCGUGCAGCGCUUCCACCAGGACGUGCGCCGCUGGGACGACGUCGGCUACAGUUUCGUGGUGGGAUCCGAUGGCUACGUGUACGAGGGCCGCGGCUGGCACUGGGUGGGCGCUCACACGCGUGGCUACAACUUCCGGGGCUUUGGCGUGGCCUUCAUAGGCGAUUAUACGGCGAGCCUGCCCACCGCAGCCGCGCUGCGCACCGUGCGGGACGGGCUCCCCAGGUGCGCCUCGCGUGCCGGCCUCCUGCGGCCCGACUACACGCUGCUCGGGCACCGCCAGCUCCGGCGCGGCACCGACUGCCCCGGCGACGCCCUCUUCCACUUGCUACGUACUUGGCCGCACUUCAUCCAGACUGUAAACUAAGAGCUACCCGGAGAGUCUGGAGAGUCUGUCCGAGACCCAGGAAGGCGCUACCCGGGGUGAUCCUACCGCAGCCACAGACU